Xylona heveae TC161 is the source of this 1252-nucleotide messenger RNA. Its product is annotated as putative ribosomal protein S15. Bases 81 to 1067 code for a protein of 328 amino acids. Gene Ontology annotation, molecular function: structural constituent of ribosome. Lineage: Eukaryota; Fungi; Ascomycota; Xylonomycetes; Xylonales; Xylonaceae. Gene Ontology annotation, cellular component: ribosome. The transcript is spliced from 2 exons. The record is from RefSeq and is a predicted model, not a curated record. Gene Ontology annotation, biological process: translation.
GCAAGGCGUAUGAGUGCAUCUGCCUACUUUCAAAAGGCAUCAUCCAGAGUGGCCGAACCGUAUUGAUUUGGUCGUUCAUCAUGCCUCCCCGAAUACACCUUCCGUUUCAAUUUCGAUCAAUUUCCGUCCCUUCAACAUCUUCAGGUCCCGCAGUGCCCGCGGGUCUAGAGCGAUGCUUUUCAACCUCCCUUAACCUGAAUGCGCCGGGGCAGCAGAAGCGCAAGCACCGAGACCCUUAUGCAUUGGCUCAAGCACGCCAGAGAAAGGCUGCCAAUCUAGCGCGCCAGGAGGUUCUCAAGAAGGAGAGAGCAGCAUCACUUGGCGAUCCCGUCCGGGGCUUAACGACCAGAUUUGUCCAAUCUUUCGAUCAUACUGUUCCAGGGCCCAUUCAACCAACCUUCCAAUCGACUUCGCGCAAUAAGCAAGAGCCAUCCGUUAAGGAGUCAAUGAGGGGAGCUGAUGACAAAACUCAUCUCAACCACUUUGUCUCUCCUGACCAGCUCGAUAAGGCCCUAAAAUAUUCACACCUGCUGACGCAGCCUGUGAUAUCGACCGAUGCAUCAGUUUCAGACCCCGUUCGGGAUGAAGAAAAGGCACGCGAGCACAAGCACUGGCAUGCAAAUGCUGAAACUGCUAUCUCACGCAUUGUCAGCUUAGCGAAUGGAAGCAGCAAAGACCGCCUUCGAGUGAAUAUUCAAAGAUGUGUCGACAUGUUUGGUCGCCACAAUACAGACAGAAUACUGGCUCCCAAACCCGCCGUCAACUUCAGGACAGGUCUCUCGCUUCCUCCGCUUCAAGAGAAGACUCCACGCGCCGGACCAGACACUGGCUCCUCUGAAGUUCAGAUUGCGAUCCUCACCGCCAAAAUAAGGGCGCUCGCAAACCAUCUUACGACCAUCGGCCGGCCGGACAAGGUCAACAAGCGCAAUCUGCGGCUCCUUGUGCACAAGCGACAGAAGCUUCUCAAGUACUUGCGACGCAAGGAACGCGGUGGAGAACGGUGGCAGAAUAUUGUACACGAGCUCGGGCUCACCGAUGGAACGUGGAAGGGUGAGAUCAGUCUAUGAGAGAGCGGUAGAGUAAAACUUUCUGGAACAAAACAUCGUCACAUGUACUACUAUUUUCCUUCUGGAUAGAGCUAAUUUAGCAUUCGCACUUGAGAGUACGUACUUUUAUCUCCAAGUUGUCUGAGAAGCUACUUCAAACAUGUUCCUUUUUUCCCUCACACGUUGAUCUAGCUUCCGCUCGAACC